CUGGUGUGUUUACUCUGCUGCUUCUACCCGAAGCCGUGAAGGCGUUUUUUUCUUCUUCUUCUCUCCCUUCUUUUUCGGGGAGGCGGGUGAAGCCACAGGCGGACGGGAGAGAGUCCUCGGACUCUGGAUACUAACCCCGGUGUCAAGGGCUUCGGCUAAUUAAUGAGGAAGAGGGGCGCGUACGUCUCUCAAUGGAGCUACUUCGGUUUUCCGCUUUUUGGUGCGGAGCGCUCCUCUUCGGCGGCGUCCAGAUCGAGGAGGCGGGAGCCAAUAUAAUUAAGCCGAAAAUGCUGUGCAAGUUCUGCGAUGUGCGGGCCACAAGCUGCACAGGUAAAGCGAGCUGCAAGGCGGAGUGUGAGAUCACGUCCAUCUGCCCCAACGACGAGGACGUGUGCGUCAGUACCUGGAGGAGGAAAGAUGACAAUUUUACCAUCGAUACAGUCUGCCACAACCGAUCCCAGAAGCUGCACGGCCUGGUCCUGGAGGAUUACAACAACAGCAAGUGUGAGAUGAAAGAAAUCAAGGGCAUGGGCUUGCUGUUCUUCAUCUGUUCCUGCUCCGAGGACGAGUGCAACGAGCACAUCCUCUUUAACUCCUACAUGGAUUCCCAGGUGGUGGCGGUCAUCUUGGUGAGCCUGGUGCCUCUGCUGGUCAUGGCUGUCGUGGUCAUCAGUUCCUUCUACUGUUACCGGGUCUACCGCCAGCGGCAGGCCAGCUCCAAGCGCAAGAGGGGCCGCCUGGACUUCAGCGACGCUCACGCCAUCAUGAUCGACGACGAGGGCUCGGACAGCAGCUCCACGCACGCCAACAACCUCAACCACAACACGGAGCUGCUGCCCAUCGAGCUGGAAGUCCAGGUCGGCAAAGGGCGCUUCGCCGAGGUUUACAAAGCCAAGCUGAAGCAGGGCUCGACGGUCAGCGAGGAGCAGGGCUUCGAGACGGUGGCCAUUAAGAUUUUCCGGUACGAGGAGUACGCCUCCUGGAAGAACGAGAAGGACAUUUUCUCGGACGCGGACCUGAGGCACGACAACGUGCUUCACUUCCUGACGGCGGAGGACAGGAAGGCGCAGCGGCAGUGCUGGCUGAUCACGGCCUACCACCCGCGAGGGAACCUCCAAGAGUUCCUGAUCCACCACGUCAUCAGCUGGCACGACAUGUGGCAGCUGGGCGGUUCGCUCGCGCUCGGCGUGGCGCACCUUCACAGCGACCACACCAUGUGCGGCCGCUACAAGGUGCCCAUCGCGCACAGGGACAUUAAGAGCUCCAACAUACUUGUGAAAAGCAACCUGACCUGCUGCCUGUGUGACUUCGGCCUCGCCCUCCGCCUGGACAACGCUCUGUCUGUGGAUGAGCUGGCCAACAGCGGGCAGGUGGGUACGGCCAGGUACAUGGCCCCCGAGGUCUUGGAGUCCAGAAUCAACCUGGAGAACAUCGAGUCUUUCAAACAGGCCGAUGUUUACUCCAUGGCUCUGGUGCUGUGGGAAAUCAUCUCCAGGUGCAACGCAAUUGGAGAGGUGAAGGAGUACGAGCCGCCCUUUGGGAACCUGAGGGAACACCCGUGUGUCGAGAGCAUGAAGGACAGCGUCCUCCGAGACAGAGGAAGACCUGAGAUCCCCGACAGCUGGAUGAACCACACCGGCAUCCAGAUGGUGUGCUCCUCCAUCGACGAGUGCUGGGACCACGACCCGGAGGCCCGGCUGACGGCCCAGUGCGUCGCCGAGCGCUUCAGCGACAUGGAGUACCUGGACAAGCUGUCGGAGCGCUCCGACUCGGAGGAGAAGAUCCCCGAGGAGAUCUUGAUGGUGGAUGAGAAGUAGAGCUCAACAGAAACACUGCCCCCUAGCAGGGCGGCGGAGGAACUGCAGCCACGCAGAGCGUCCGGUGGAUGCUCCGUUUGCUCUGGUCAGAAAUGGGUGACGGAGGAGCGAACUGGAGCAUCACGCCGAUGAACCGGAGCCGAUACCAGAGAUGGACUUCCACACGGAUCAGAGCCAGCGUGACUAUAAACCAGAGACUGGUUGAUUUGUUUUGUUAUUCAUGCUUUUAAAGACUGGAUCAUGUUAUAAACAAACAGGGAAAUUACAUUAUAAAGCUUUUUAACCAAAUGCUAUUUGCACUUUAUCAAUAUCUAUGCACAACAAAUGAUAUAUAUUCAGUGCCUUUUUUAAAUUGUAUCCGACAAUACAUUUCAGGAAUAUGAAAUAAAGGGACAGCUUGUAUUUAGAAAAGAGGAUUAAGGGGAGCAAUGUAAUAUAUCACGAUGGUUAAUAACACUAAUAGCCCCCUGAUAGCUUCUAGAGUGCAUACUUAAACGUUUUCCGAGGUGGCGUGGUGGCCUUGGGUAUGUCUGUGGACGGAAUUCAAGGUGCACGCAUAAUUUCUUGUGGCAUGAAAUGGAAAUUACCCUCGGCAAAGCCAUCCGCGGCACAGAAAGCUGAUAUUGUAUAUUUCAAGGACCAUGAUUUAUGACAUAAAGACAGCCAAUUUAGGCUGAAAGGUUAAAAAAGAAAAGGAAACUGUGUGUACUAGGAAGAGCCUGGUCUCGGUUUGAUCAAUUGGACCGAGAGAAUAAAGGGAAUCGAGAUGUUUCUAAAGGUUUUGAACAGGAAGUUCCAGUCUGCUGCAUGUGUAUAUGCUCUAAAAGCUGAACGAGACAUGUUGUGAUGGAAAAGAUCAUUCUGCUGACUCUGAGCAGUCUUUUUGUAUUUGUAUAAAACUAAAGCCAUAAUUAAAAGUGUUACAGGUC
This is a messenger RNA of Pseudoliparis swirei, 2746 nucleotides long. RefSeq names its product TGF-beta receptor type-2-like. Gene Ontology annotation, cellular component: signaling receptor complex; plasma membrane. The transcript has 7 exons. The coding region runs from base 192 to 1817 and encodes 541 amino acids. The record is from RefSeq and is a predicted model, not a curated record. Gene Ontology annotation, biological process: cellular response to growth factor stimulus; transforming growth factor beta receptor signaling pathway; heart development. Lineage: Eukaryota; Metazoa; Chordata; Actinopteri; Perciformes; Liparidae. Gene Ontology annotation, molecular function: activin receptor activity; SMAD binding; activin binding.